Molecule: messenger RNA, 4748 nt
Organism: Hypoxylon fragiforme
Lineage: Eukaryota; Fungi; Ascomycota; Sordariomycetes; Xylariales; Hypoxylaceae
Product: P-loop containing nucleoside triphosphate hydrolase protein
Exons: 4
Coding region: 125-4339 (1404 amino acids)
Cellular component (GO): intracellular anatomical structure
Molecular function (GO): RNA binding; ATP binding; protein binding
Source: RefSeq, a predicted model, not a curated record
GUGGGUCCGUCAUAUUCAUUCACAUGUUCUGCUAAACUCAGCAGCCAUUCUUCCCCCUUACAAACAAAUUCAUAAAACCAUCCUAAGAUAAGAAAUCGUCUAGGACGCCAAAUGGCUUAUCAACAUGGCAAAAAAAGGCAAGGAAAAGGCAUCAGCAGCACCUCCAGCUGCUGCUGCGGCUGCCAGCUCAUCAUCAAAGAAGUCUUCCUCAUCUAAGGCUUCUAAGGCUACUAAAAAUACCGCCACCUCACAGCCAAAUGACGAUUUCAUAGUAUUCACUAAUUCUACAAAGGACACAAAGUCUAAUAAGAAGACUGGAGCAGGGGGUUCUUCAAAUACAGGAGGGAAGAAACCUGAAGGCGACGAUGCCGCGGCGGAGCCCCCUGGGCCUCCGAAGCCAACAGUGAAGCAGAUCAUCGGUGGAGCUAGCUGGACCGGAAAAUUGCCUGUAAACCUACUUUCGGAACACUGUCAAAGACAGAAGUGGGACAAGCCCGACUAUCAACUUAUGCGAAAUUCGGAGGGCAUCUCAUACUUCGUUCAACUAAGCGCAAAACACCCCAAGACCCAUGAGGUCCAGAAGGUGCCCCCCUUCAAGAUACCUCCGGACUAUAAACACCUUGUAAUUAGGGAAACGCCUCUCGAGGCUAGACAUGCCGCAGCUACCUAUGCUCUGUUUAGGGUCUGUAGUAUGAAGAACAUUCAUACCACUUUACCCCCGGAUUAUAGGGCAAUGUGGAAACAAUUCGAAGCACUAAAGAAGGAAGAUGUAAAGAAGGGCAAUGCCUGGCUGUACGAUGCAGAUCCCUUCGCCACCUUGAAACAGCGAGAUGAUGAAAAAGUUGCUGCCGAGAAGAAGCGAAAGGAACAGGAAGCCAUCAGGGAAAAGGCAAGAAACAUGCCGGGUGCAUCUGGUCUGGUUCUGCGAAGCAACGCUUCAUCUUCUUCGGGUGGAGGUGGAAAUCCCAUGAAAGGAUGGACUACAAUUCCCAAAGUUGAGAUGGGUCGAAAGACACGCUCUCAAUUAGAGGACCUGCUACGGCGAGAGGUCAUAUGGAAUCCUCACGAUGUGAAGAUGUCCAAUGCGCAGAAAGAAGCUAUUAUCAAGGAACUUACUAACUCCGGCUUUCGAAAAACUCACGUGGAAGAAGCUGUCGAUGAAUGUAAAGAUCGCGAAGAGACUCUGGAAUGGCUACUUAUACAUGUCCCAGAGGACGAUCUACCAAGAUGGGCAUUGCCAGGGAGUUACAGUGCGGGCGUCUCAGUUGCUGCGACGCAAGAUCUUAGACGUGAGGCAGCAGUAAAACGGCUGUCACAAACUGGAUAUUCGGCCGAACUAUGUAGGAAAAUUUACGACGAGAAAGGCGGAAAUGAAGGGCUUACUGCUGAAGCCCUGCAACACUUUUUGCUUUCUAGCGGUAACGAUUCGGAGAGUAGCCCUGCAGAGGAACCUCUGAUAUUUGGUACGCCAGAGGAAUGUUGGAGUGAUGAAAUGGAGAGUCUUGCAUCCGUAUUUGGUGAGAACUACCAACGCCUAUCUGACGACGUUUGCCAAAUUCGCGUCGAAUCUGUCAAAAAUGGCCCCAAGUCAGAUGUCGAAACGCAUGUACAGUUCCGCAAGUCUCCAAAAUAUCCGGCAGAGAUAGUGGUAUCCGUCUUGGCAGACCUACCUUCUUACAUCAAGCUCAGCGUGGUUAAGAAAGCACUUGCCCAUCUCAACGAGUCUCUAAGCGACGAGCCGAUGAAGAUUUACUUUGCCGUUGAUUGGAUCCAACAGCACAUCAACACCAUAAUUGAAAACCCCGGGAAGCUGCGAGAGAUAUCUGGCGUGGCGUCGACUGCAGCAGAAACACGUCAUAUUGCCCCCGUCAAGCGAAAGGUCGUUCGGCAUCCGAAGCCACUUUCUUGGACUGUAGAUGCACAGAGCAAAGAAGCAUGGCGAAAUAGGCAAGGAAGCCCUGCUCUAAAAGAGAUGUUGGCUCAACGCCAGAAGCUCCCCGCAUGGGAAGCCAAGGACUUGGUUGUAGAUACGGUUUUAGAAAACCAAGUCACUAUCAUUGCCGGUGAAACAGGCUCUGGAAAGUCUACGCAAUCGGUCCAAUUCAUCCUCGAUGACCUCUAUAGCAAAGGAUUUGGAAAUGCUGCAAGUAUUAUAUGCACACAACCACGUCGAAUUUCCGCUCUUGGCCUUGCCGACAGAGUAAGCGAAGAACGCUGUUCGAAGGUUGGCCAAGAGGUGGGUUAUACAAUCCGUGGUGAAAAUAAGACAAGUCAUCAGACCAAGAUUACCUUCAUGACUACUGGUGUGCUUCUCAGGCGCCUACAGACGUCUGGUGGAAAGACUGAUGAUGUGGUUGCUUCGUUGGCUGACAUCAGCCACGUGGUCAUUGACGAAGUUCACGAACGUAGUCUGGAUACCGAUUUCCUUUUGAGCAUUAUUCGCGAUGUAUUAAAGAAAAGAAGAGAUCUGAAGCUCGUCCUCAUGAGUGCCACGCUCGAUGCGGCAACGUUUCAGGGGUAUUUUACUUCCGAGGGACUGCAAGUCGGACUGGUCGAGAUCUCGGGCAGAACUUACCCCGUUGAGGACUACUACCUCGAUGAUAUCAUCCGUAUGACAGACUUUUCCGUGGAUACUAGUAGGUAUCGUGAUCGUGAUCGGGAUGAGGGGAUGUUUGACAACACCAAUCCAACGGGCCAAAGUGCUAGCGAUAAGGCGGCACAAGAUCCGAUUAAUAAGAUCAUCCAAAAACUAGGCUCUAGAAUUAACUAUCUCUUACUGGCAGAGACUGUAAAGGCCAUUGAUGAAGAUUUAUCCUACGGCGGUAAGAAGGGCGGGAUUCUCAUCUUUUUGCCUGGUGUGGCAGAGAUCAACCGGACGGUAAACCAGCUCAGAUCCAUUUCGUCGCUUCACGUAUUGCCUCUUCACGCCUCUCUUGAUACACGGGAGCAGAGAAGGGUAUUCACGAAUCCUCCUCCUGGGAAGCGAAAGAUUGUGGUUGCGACAAACGUGGCAGAGACGUCAAUUACAAUUGACGACAUCGUUGCUGUGAUCGACACGGGCAAGGUAAAGGAGACAAGCUUUGAUCCCCAAAACAACAUGCGCAAACUUGAGGAGACAUGGGCUUCUCGCGCCGCUUGUAAACAACGUCGAGGACGUGCCGGAAGAGUACAAGCUGGCAAGUGCUACAAGUUGUACACCGAGGCGCUCGAGGAGCGUAUGGCAGAGCGCCCGGAGCCUGAGAUCCGUCGUGUUCCCCUCGAACAACUCUGCCUAUCAGUUCGAGCUAUGGGUACUAGAGAUGUCGGUGGAUUCUUGGGGAGAACCCCAACACCGCCCACUGUAUCUGCUGUUGAGAAUGCCGUCAAGAUGUUGCAGCGGAUGGGUGCACUGGAUGGCGAAGAGCUAACGGCCCUCGGCCAGCAGCUAGCCAUGAUUCCUGCCGACCUUCGUUGUGGAAAACUCAUGAUCUACGGCGCGAUCUUUGGAUGUCUCGACGAAAGCACCACCAUCGCUUCGAUCUUGAGCACCAGGAGCCCAUUCCUUUCUCCACCAGAUAGGCGAGAUGAGGCCAAAGCCGCUCGCAUGCAGUUUUCCAGGGGAGAUGGUGACCUUCUCACCGACUUGAGAGCUUGCCAGCAAUUCAACAAAAUGAUGGAUGAAGGAACGCCGCAGCGCAGUCUCCGACAAUUUUGCGACGAGAACUUUCUCUCGUACAACACGCUCAUGGACAUCUCAGCAACGCGGACGCAAUACUAUUCCUCUCUCGCCGAGCUGGGCAUACGGGAGAGCCGCCCAGCAGGCAGUCAUGCAUCCUUGGCUCUGAUCCGAGCUCUGACAGCAUCGGCGUUCACGCCCCAGAUAGCGCGCAUCCAGUUUCCGGACAAGAAGUUCGCGUCUUCUAUGUCGGGCGCUGUGGAACUAGACCCCGAGGCCAGAACGAUUAGGUAUUUCACCCAGGAGAAUGGCCGUGUCUUCAUCCACCCCUCCAGUACGCUACACGACAGCCAGGGGUUCUCGGGCAAUGCCGCUUUCAUGUCUUACUUCAAUAUGAUGGCCACGAGCAAAGUAUUCAUCCGGGACCUUACACCGUUCAAUGCCUUCACGCUCCUCCUAUUCUCAGGGGCCAUCGAGCUCGACACCCUUGGCAGGGGCCUCGUGGUCGAUGGCUGGUUACGACUACGUGGAUGGGCGCGUAUCGGCGUCCUGAUUUCGAGGCUCAGGGGCAUGGUAGACAACAUCAUCGCGCUGAAGGUCAACGACCCGCACGCGGAUGUGCACGAUAACGAGGUCAUUAGAAUGGUGGCAAAACUUAUAGAGCUAGAUGGGUUGGAUGCUUGAGCGACGCUGGGAUAUGUGGAUGAACCUAUACACUGAAAUAACGUUGCAUCUAGUCAGGAGGUUAGAAGUUGGAAGUAGGUACAUACAUAUCUAGGUAGGCAAUCAACUAACCUACGACUCUUGGAAUAGGCAGACUGUGUUACUGCCCCUUUUUGUUGUUGGUCUGUGAAUCUGAUUUGGUGAAGCGUGUUCAGUGUGUAGUACUAGGUACCUACCUAUGAAAUGUUCUGGGUCGACACUAUAGAAAAAUACCUAGGUGCCUACCUACUUGUUGUAGGUGUGUUUUGGAGGGGGGGCUUGUCCGUUUUCUUAGGUACCUACCUACCUAUUUGACGAAACACUUGAACCAUUAUAGGGGGUUUAGGUGUGGUAUACAAGAUGAGUGUUACUUGAGUAGAUUGAUGUCGGG